Messenger RNA from Soboliphyme baturini, 1987 nucleotides. Lineage: Eukaryota; Metazoa; Nematoda; Enoplea; Dioctophymatida; Soboliphymatidae. The record is from the annotation of a GenBank genome assembly.
CUUGGGGCCGUUUUUCUUAUCAGACGUUUAAAUGAAGUAAAUGUAAGUGCAAUCUUAUUUAUUUUUAUUUCAGAACAACGUUAAAAGCAAGUUCGCUGGAUUGUGCCAGACGAUACUGUCGAAUAAUAGUGACGUUGGUGCCGAAUUAUGCCGUUUCUGCAAGGUGUUUGUCGGAAAAGAAUGUGUAACCAUCUCUUCACAAAAAACAAAGGCCCUCAAUCGUUGUGAGAUGUUGAAAGACUUUUCUAAGGAUUCGUUUAAACAAUUGUUGAAGAACAUGUCAGCUACACCAACGGAUACCGAGGAGAGCAGAUGUUUCCGGCGGUUGCUGCUUUUGGCCGACCCUGAGAUCGUCACCGCCUUGACCGAGGAGCAGAUUCGCCUCAUCUUCCAAAAAAAUAGCCCUCCUGAAUUCCGCCAUUUGUCGAAUCUCAUCUCGCAUUACGCCAAAAUGUCCACUCUCGAAAAAGUGAUCAGCUGCUUGCUGUCACAAUUCAACGAUAGGUUCGAUGAAAAACAGGUUGUGAACUUUCUGUGCAGUGCCUUCUGCGUGUCUCGUCUGUGUCCCAAUGCGGAUUGCGGCAGUUCCACUGCUUUUCUCGUCGAAGAUCCAUUCGAGCUAUCGGUUCAUCAGCUGAUGGUGCUCGCGCGUUACAUGCUGCAGGAAUUUAAGUGUGCGUGUAGUGAGGAAAGUGGUACUUUAAACCGCAGCUCAAACUCUCAAAUAUCCAUGGGCGGUAAAGCUGCUUUGACUUCCCCGUUGACCAACACUGCGGCAAGUUUGGUCAUCAGUCGGUACGCACUGAAAGACCGAAUGGACUUUUUCCUUCUUUGUUGUGCGAGUGAUCAUCGAUUAAAGAUUAUCGUCAAAUGGAUAUAUGACGAGUGGAAAAAUUCAUCGACGGACAGAUCCAACUUGGAACAGUUUCUGACUGAGAUCUAUUUCAAAAGGCCGGCGACAAUGAAGUGGUUGGAAAAUGUCGACUUCUUACACCAUGUCGAAGGCGUACAUUCUCAAGAAAGCAAGGUUGAUAACGUACUCCAUCAACUUCUCUGUGAUCUUGAAGACAAAGCAAAGGAAGCCUACAGCGAACAGAGAAUGAACCGCAUUAAAUGUGUCUUGUACAAGUUCGCCGCUUUUCACCCUACUCUUUUCGUCAGACAACUGCCGCUGAUUGCGGCGCUUCUACGUGGAAAAACCGAUUUUUCUAUGCAACUUUACUCAACGACAAACUAUUUGCUGUUCUACACGAUAAUUUUGGAUUUAUUGGAGUUCAUUUCUCCAUACGCUUUCGAUCGGCAUUACGUUGCCUCCUUUUUGGAUAUAAUGAGUUCAUUUCUCGAAUUCAUGCAGAAGCAGGCGCUGAAAGCUAUAUCUGUGCGGUAUCCGGCGUUGACCAGCUUGCGUAGUUUGGUGGAACAGGUAACUUUGCCCCUGUGUUCCGUCGUACCUGACUGGAAAACCAGAAAGGAAGUUAUCGAUAGAGGGGGCGAGAUGAAGCCGUCAUUGGUCAGAGCUCCAUCCCCUGUGUCGGUUUCUGAGGUCAACCUGCUGUUUUCGCGACUUAUCAAAGCCCAACAGACUGAAGGCAUGUUUCUCAAGAUAUCUGACUUGUUGUUCGAAUUUGAGGAGAAGAUUAAGGCUAAACCAGAUGUUCUUCGCUACUUUAAACCGGUGAUCGAGCACCUUCUUUCCAACUGUUCCGAAAGUGUACGAAACACUGCAUUCUCUUUGCUGCUCCGCUACCUCUAUCAGGAUCCAAUAAAUGUCGAAUGUGUAAUUACUUCGGUUCUCCGAUGCCUGACUCAUCCGGACAAUGCCGUUGCACAGACUGCAAUGGAAAAUUUGCCUGAUUUCAUUGGAAUAUGUUCAGAUGCAUAUGUUGGAAAGAUUUUGGAAGCUGAAUGUCAGUGCUGCUUGCGAAACGUUGGUGAAAGUUAUGGAACACUUGCUGAAUCAAUGGUAGUUCUACACAACUGUUGUUGA